Acytostelium subglobosum LB1 is the source of this 2433-nucleotide messenger RNA. RefSeq lists its product as hypothetical. The coding region runs from base 1 to 2433 and encodes 810 amino acids. The transcript has a single exon. Lineage: Eukaryota; Evosea; Eumycetozoa; Acytosteliales; Acytosteliaceae. The record is from RefSeq and is a predicted model, not a curated record.
AUGUUGACAACAGAACAAAUUGCCAAAGACUGUGACAGGAAACUGAAUCAGAUUUUGAUGGCAAAGGAGAAGUUGUUGGUGGAGGAUGAUUCAGUUGCCAAGAAUACUUUCAAUGACUACCAUGGUGAAAAGGACAGUCUAUUUGUCAACUCCGCUGAUUGGUCAAGUGAUGGAGUGGUUCCAAAGCGCCAGGGAUUCAUCGAGCCAAUUGGAUUCGUAACCAGAGUGACAUCGCGUGAAGGUGUCAUCGGUGAGAAAUGGGAAGCCGCUGACAAUAUCUCCUUGAAUGACAAGUUGGAUUCGCUGCCACCUGCUGAACUACGUGCUCGAAAGGAUCCAGGUGUUGUCCAUUGGGCUGCUGGUGAGAACAUUUACAACCUCACCACGGAGGAGGAUCGUAUGUGCUCGAUGGCCUACAAACUGAAUGAGAAGGAGCUCAUUGCCCAGAUCGUACCGUUCAUGGUUGAGCCCGAGGUCGGAGGAUGCUUCUCAUAUGUGUGCCUGGAGAAUACAUUUGUCACUCAUGCGCCGUACAUGGCCACCAACAUGGGCAAUGCCUACUUUGAGAUCUGGCAGGGCAACAUGGAUGGAGUGGAGAAGUGGAGAGAGAAGGACCUUGCCAAGUGGUGGAAAGGUGACCCAACCAAGAAGUACACAUUUGGAAGGUUUGAUCGUCAUCCAAUCAAGAUCAUCGUGCCCAAGGAUGCUACUUUGGCGUGGCAGGACAGUUACAUCCAACCAUUGACUCAAGGUAUUGCAAAGAUCACUGGCUCAGCUGACCUCACCAAGUACUCGAUCAAGGCUCCGCUCCAAGGUAUCGUCAAGAUCAACGAUGGCAAGAUCCUCAUCCAGUUUGACGAUAUCAAUCAAGAGAUCAUCCUUGGUGAGCGUGGUCCAAAGGUCACACCAUGGCCCAUCCAUGCACUUGCCAAUCGUGUCUUGAUUUCUGGUGCCAUUGAGAAUUUGGAGACCAGUCCCAUCCCAGAGGUCGCAGUGUUCCAGCAGGAGUUGGCCAAGUACAAGGACACUUGUGCACAGGUCGUCCAAGCCAAAGUAUGGGCAAUCUGGACAUUGGAGCGUGUCGUUGAGAUGUACACAGCUUUGCGCACUGGUGUGGUCACCGAGAACAGUCCAUUCAUCGUCUACAAGAUUGAUUACUCCAAGGUCUAUCGUCCAAAGGCCAACAAGAUCGUGGAGAACCUGUCAAAGGGCAGUGGCUUUGCUGUCAUCUCUGGCAACACUCAAUGGGACGCACUAUGUGAGUCCAUGAAGCUCAAGGGUGUCAGCAAGUCAGCAAUGCCCGUGGCCAACUGCAUGCAGUACAACAGAUUCGUCUAUGGCAAGUGCCUUGGAACUGGAAUGGGCCACAUUGACAACCUGUUCCUCUAUGACUAUGGUGGCGACUGGACGAUGCCAGCCAUCCGCAAGUGGAUCGCAGGAAUGGGUCAACGAAUCGCAGAGGUUCAUGCCGCCGGAGAGGACUGUCUCAAGUCUUGCAUCGAAGCCACCUGUCUCAGCUAUGAGUUUGUGCGUGCCAAGAAGCGUUACGAGGACAACAUGCGUCGCUCUGGAGUGCAUCUGAUCAACGUGUGCGCAUGGAAAGAUCUGGCCCAGAUGCUCCAUUACCGUGUGAUCGACGCCGUGUUCCUCAAGUCGACGAUCACCUCCAGCAUGGAUGAUGAAGCCUACCUGGCAAUUGGAUUCGCUACAGUGAUGCACGACCUCACAGACUAUGGCUACGAUCUGAGUGUGUGCGACUGCUCCAACAUGCUGUUCACUCUUGGCGCCCGUGAUGGAAAGUACUCUGGCAUCGAGUACGCCUACGCCGUCACUCUGGCCGGUGUCGCAUAUGUUGCCGACGUGCACAGGUACAAUACAAGUGGUCUCACUCUGGUCUCAACACACUACUGGCAGCUCUGCAAUGGUCGUCACCGUAUCCUCAACGCUGCAAUGAGUGUUGCCGAGCAUGCCCAUCCUCGUCGCUUUGUCAAGAAGGACACCCUGAUCGGCACGAUCUUUGACCGCAAGGAGGAUGAGUACUUCAUGCAGCCACACAACCAUCAGUCAUGCGAGAGCCAGUACCAGCAACUGAAGAAGCGUGCACUCAAGUUGGGCGGUGCCUUUGACACACUGCUCCGUGGAAUGGUCGCACGUGUCUAUGAGCGCAUCUAUGGCAAGGCAUUGGAUAACAUUGAAAGCCUGGAGGAGGUGGACAACAUCGUUAACAUUGUCGACUGUGUCUGCAUUGAUAGUCGCAACGAAGGAAUCGAGUUCCUCUGGGACAUGGCCAUGUUCAUGUGGGGCGACUCUGGCAUCAUGUGGCACUCAUUCCUUGGCAGUCUCCUGGUGACCAAGGAUCGUCUCGUUGGUGAUGACACUGCUGGCUAUGGAUAUGAGGACAGACCAUGGUUGGAGCAGAAACGUCAAGAGUAG